AUGAAUAUAAUCCGAACAUCUCCCCCCCUCCACCCUGCACGAGAUCUUCUCAAGGUCGGCGACAGCAGAAAGACAAUGGAGGCUGCUGGCCGUCACCUGGCUUUUACGAAAGGAGGGGAUGCUGAGACCAGCUAUGCCAGAAAUUCUUCCAUUCAGGUUUCUGGCACGAAGAAGAGCUACUACAACUACUCUCCCCUGGUCUUCUUUUAGCGUUUACUAAUGGCGUCUGAUGUGCGUUAUGUUUUCUGCAGAGGACUAUCAUAGAAGAGGUUAGGCCGAUCGUCUGAUGUGCGUUAUGUUUUAGUUUAUCUGCUAUGAAGGCAAAGAAUAGUAUUCUAAUACAAGUAAUUCAUCUCCAUCAUUCUAGGAUUGUUUGGGAAUCGCUGUUAUAUUCUCCCUUUCUACUCCAUCCCCGCUAAGAAGACUUUUCUAACAUGUUACCGUUGGAGUGACGUAUAGGCUGACGAACUGAGUCAUGGAAAUCCAUCGCCAUGUUCCCCUUCAAAUUCACCAGAUAGAUAAAUAUCACAAAUUUUUAAUAUACUAUGAGUGCACAAUGGAUAUUCCACUAUGUCUCUUAGUCAUUCAUCUAUGAACCAGGUUGACAUUAGACCUGAUCUGAAGAAAAUUAGAUGGUUGCCUCGAAUGAUAAAGUUUUUAUUCUCUUGAAUAAUUCAUGGGAAGAUGAAUUACAGGAUCCCUUAAAGGCCCAAGCAGAACGCGGCAUGGUUUUGAACAAAGGGAACAUUUACAUUUCCGAAGAAAGUCCACCUUCUGUGGUUCAAGCAUACACAAGGCAGUUCCGAAUUGACUUCUCAAGUUUUCUAAGGUGUAGAUCAGUAGAAACAGUUCCUGGUGGACGGAUGGUACUGACUAUAGCAGUCCGAACAAGUUUGGAUCCCAUCCAGGAAUGCAGUGUUCUGAUAUGGAUUCUGUUAUCUCGAGUGCUUCGGGAUCUGGUUCAAGAGGUUCGUGUUGCUAACUUUAUUUAUGUUUAUAUACUUUACCCAAAUUUAGGUAAAUAUGCUUUUGUCUAUGAUUGCCUGAUAUUUAUUCAAUAUACUUUUUAAAUCUGUGACGAGCAUGUAAAUUAAACCAAAUUUUUAGGUGGCAACCCUAUUUUAAUAAAUUGGAGUCGCAGAAGGGGUACCCUUUCAAGAGAACAUACUAUUUCAUUUCACAGAAGACAUAACUAAAAGAGAAUGAACAUCUUUCGUUCAAUUUAUUACGUCAGUUAAGAUCAAUGAAUGUGAGACAGAUUUGUGUGAUAACAAUAUUUAUAUAUUUCGAAAAAAUUCCAGACUUCCUCUAAUUACCAGUCAACAUGUUGAAAAUUUUAAUGUUAUUCAGACUGUCCUUGUUUGCCUUCAACGCAAGGUGGCUCGAUCUUAUCUCUGUGGGGCAAGCUUCUGAAUAUCUGGAAAGUUUUAGAAAAUAACUUAGAACAGUUUGGAACAACAGGAUAAAAAUGAUUUAAAUUCUUAGAUGCAAGGCCUAUAUUACAUAGGUCAUGAAGAAAUUUUCACAUGAGAUGAAUAGACUUUGUAAAAUUUAAAUUCGCUCUUUCUUCACAAUGGCCAAUUUGCAAGUAUAUAAGAGAGAAUUGAAAAUAAACUAAAUCUCUACUUCGCUUCUACUUUUAAGUUCCUACACUGUAGAUGUUGACAUUUGUUGAUGUCAUUUUGUUGCUUGGCUUGACUUGAUGUGUUCUAGUUUUUUUCUUUGUAUUUAAUGCAUUCUUUGAUGUUAGUGAGUCGUUAAUACUCUCCUUAUAUUUAGAUAUUCUGUAGACACUUGAGUCGAAGUCGCUCAUUAAAGGCUGUAUUUUUCGGUUAAUGUGUGGACACACAUUGAUGGGAUCUUAACAACUCAUUCAAGUUGUUGAUAGAUAAAUUUAAUAAUUUAAUUUCUACAAGUUCUUUCUAUAUUUCUUCCCUUAAAACUCUCCUUUAUAUGGGCUUCGUUUUCUGAAUAUUGGGUAGGCUGUCUGGAAAAGUGUUGGUGUAUUAAUGUUUAAAUUAUAUAUAAACCAUCCUCACUAACUCAUCCACCAAAUAAAUACAGAUUUAUGUCAACGUAGUGCUCUUUGAAUUUACAUAGUUAUGUCAAGAUGGAAUAAUGUUGGAAACAACUACUCACAUUUUAUAAUAAAGAAAGCUUUCAUAUUCCUAUAUAUUUAGUUUAUAAUAACAAUGUAACUACAUUUUCACAUCCAUAUUCUUUAAAAUGAUAUGGUCCUGCAUGUUUUUGGGGAUAGGAUACAUGCAAAUGAAAAAUUUUCAGAGAAACAUGAAAUAAAUUUGAUGAAUAUUAGCAUCCAUUUUGAUACUUGAAUCUUAGAGAAAUCGGAGUUAAUUCUAUAUUUUGCUUCAAAUAUCCAAAACUUGUAUAUACUUUGAUCUAAAUAUAUUCAGCUCUUUUCCAAAAAAUUCAAAAAAGGCAUAUAUGAUAUGAAGGAUUAUUUAGUUUUUACAACUUCUUUCAUCUUUAUUAAAGUUUUUGGUAAUUUCUUGACUAUAAACUUUUACAUUUAGGCUUACAUCCAGGAGGAGAACUUCAACUCUUUCAAUUUGCCAUUCUACGCACCUUUACCUCUAGAGGUGGAACAAGAGAUCCAUAAAGAGGGUUCAUUCUCUAUAGACUGCAUAAAACUAUUUGAUGUGGAGCUAAAAUCAGUGCAAGAGCAUGCCAAACAGAGUACAGGAGUAUUCAUUACAAAUAUGACACGAGCAAUGGUACAGCCUUUGCUCGUGAGGCAUUUUGGGGGUGAUAUUAUUGAAGUUUUAUUUUCAAACUACAAUAAACUAGUUGAGAAAGAGGUAUCCAUAUCAAAAAACAAGCUAAAGACGUUAGCUGUUUCAUUAGUAAGGAAUUCAUAG
Messenger RNA from Spirodela intermedia, 2879 nucleotides. Lineage: Eukaryota; Viridiplantae; Streptophyta; Magnoliopsida; Alismatales; Araceae. The record is from the annotation of a GenBank genome assembly.